AUGACAGCAAUUGGUGGCAGGGGCGGGUGGAAGGAAUGGAGAGUGGCAAGUGUGGCUCAGUCUGCUCCAAGUGAAGCUCCAAGAUGUAGUCCCUUUGGGAAGAAGAAGAAGAAGUAUAAAGACAAGUAUCUGGCUAAGCACAGUUCAAUUUUUGACCAGUUGGAUGUUGUUUCUUAUGAGGAAGUUAUUUGGCUCCCUGCAUUCAAGAGGAAGACCCUGGUGCUGAUCGGAGCCAGUGGGGUAGGUCGCAGCCAUAUUAAGAAUGCUCUGCUCAGACAGAUUCCAGAAAAGUUUGUGUACCCUGCCCCAUAUACAACACGACUGCCAAGGAAGAGUGAAGAAGAUGGAAAGGAGGAUCACUGCAUCUCAAUAGAGGAAAUGACAAGGAACAUCUCUGCCAAUGAAUUCUUGGAGUUUGGCAGCUAUCAGGGCAACAUGUUUGGCACCAAAUUUGAAACAGUGCAAAAGAUUCAUAAGCAGGGCAAGAUUGCCAUCCUUGACAUUGAGCCCCAGACCCUGAAGAUUUUUCGAACAGCUGAGCUUUCAUCUUUCAUUGUGUUCAUCGAACCUACUGACCAGGGCACUCAGACUAAAGCCCUGCAGCAACUGCAGAAGGACUCUGAGGCCAUCCAUAGUCAGUAUGCUCACUAUUUUGACCUCUCUUUGGUGAAUAAUGGUGUUGAUGACACUCUUAAGAAACUACAAGAAGCCUUUGACCAGGCUUGCAGUUUGCCACAGUGGGUACCUGUCUCCUGGGUUUACUAAGCUCACAGAAUUUGAGAACCUAUUCCAGCCCCUCCCCAGCAUUUGGAAUGCCAUCCACCUUGCUUAAACCAAACAGGACUGCUUCAACUUCUAGCUAUCUGCAACUGUCUUAAGGAUGUCAGUAGGAUUCAAGUCUUUGCACUCGGGCUCCUAAAGGGUGUAAGUUUAAUUUUCCUACUAUCUAGAUUUCAAAAUGACCUCUGGAAAUUAGCAGUGCUAUCCAAAUGCAAAUGCUGUACAGAAAAACCAAUUAUCCUUAUCCUUCUGAUUCUUGAGCUCCUUUACUUUCAACUACACUAUCUUGUCUCUUUACUCUGGAAUUAAGUAUACUCUGAAACUUUCCAAAAUGCCAAAAUUAAAUAGCUGUGCAAUAGUACAACUGCUCUAGACAAACCCUCCAAAGCAAUAAAAAUUAUGCUGUGAUA
This is a messenger RNA of Mesocricetus auratus (golden hamster), 1190 nucleotides long. RefSeq names its product 55 kDa erythrocyte membrane protein-like. Bases 1 to 765 code for a protein of 254 amino acids. Gene Ontology annotation, cellular component: cell-cell junction; plasma membrane. The record is from RefSeq and is a predicted model, not a curated record. The transcript has 2 exons. NCBI's taxonomy places the organism in Eukaryota, Metazoa, Chordata, Mammalia, Rodentia, Cricetidae. Gene Ontology annotation, molecular function: signaling receptor binding.